UAAUAGACUAUCAUUGUUCAUUCACACUGACACAUUGUUUUUUGAGGGGAUUUAAAUGUUUUAUUAAAAAAAGAAUUGAUUUGAACGGCAGUUUUUUUUCGUAAAGCAGAAUUCGGGUUGGACACCAAGAAUAUGGCGGGGAGUAAUAGCAGGAGUGGCGGCAAAUCAAUCGACGUGCAGAUCGGUUUGUCAACGGCGUCACGACAGAAACCAGGUUAAGCAUGGAAAAGCCUGCAUCCGUCGUCUCUCGUCAUAUUCCUUGGAUUUUCUCUCUUUCUCUCUCGGAAUCACCUCUAGGGUUUAAGAUUCUCGCUUUUUUCUCAUUCAUAUUUCGGAAAUUCGCCCCUGCUUUCUUCCUAUUCAUCGUAUUCGAUUUCGAUCGCCUUUCGUAGAGAAAAAGAAAGCGUUUGUGGAGAAUUUUCGGAGUUGAAUGGAGAAAUAUAAUUUUGUUGGAUUCAAUUCAACAUUCGUUGUGCUCCGGGAUCCGUUCAUUGUUGCGCAGAAUUAACAUCAGGUUGUUUUUGAAUUUUGAUCGCGUGUACUGAAAGCGAAAAUCGCGUCAGAAUCCUUUUCAGAUCUGCAAAAUAUCAGGUUACUUUCUACAGAAUCCAUUCGAGGGAAUCAUUUUCGUGAAAGAGGGUUGCUAUUUGUGUAAUUUUUGAUACACGAUCUAGGUUUGGUGCUGGAUUCAUCUGGUUAUAUGAUCGAUCAAGGGGCACGAAAGAAGAGCAUUAACAAUAUUGUUUAUCUUAUUUAUGGUCCCCUCGAUAUCUCAGUUAUAGUGGGACCUUGGGUUAGAGAAUUAAGAUUAUUAACUUUUGGACAGACAAAUCGUUAACUCCUCCGUGUGAUCGUUUUGGGUAUUUAAGAGUUGAUUAGCUCUCUCUACGCACUUAAAUUCGAAUUAACAUUUCGUACCAAUAACGGUAGACAAAUUAAUUCCUCUCUUCAAGUCCAUCAAAUCGCUGUCUGUGGAUUAAUUAUAGGGUUUAUGGAUUCAGCGGAAACGUCUACAAGCAGUAAUUAUAGUAUGAGACCUGAUAACAUGCGUGGUGGUGCAUUUCGUAAUGGCAACAUUGAUCAGCUCGACGAUGAUUCACCAUAUGGUCAAAGCUCUCCUUCAUUAAUGGAUCCAUCUGUUUCUCCUCAAAAUUCGAUUCUACCUUCACGAGGCUGGGAUGACAUCUCUGUGUACAAUGCAAAGAAGAAGCAGCAUGCUUGGUUUCAAGCCCCUGAUGGGAACUGGGAACUUGCGAGGAUUAUAUCAGUUACAGGGGAUGAAUCACUCAUAUCUUUUGCUGAAGGAAAAGUAUGUAAGGUGCCAUCUGAUGUUCUAUUACCUGCAAAUCCAGAAAUCCUUGAUGGGGUAGCUGAUCUCAUGCAACUAAGUUAUUUGAGCGAACCAUCCGUCUUGUAUAAUCUUCAAUAUAGAUAUGACAGAGACAUGAUCUAUUCAAAAGCGGGACCCGUUUUAGUUGCCAUCAAUCCCUUCAAGAAUAUUCCUUUGUAUGGAAGAGAUUAUAUUGAUGGCUAUAAGAGGAAAAAAAUCGGUCACCCUCAUGUAUAUGCCAUUGCUGAUACAGCAAUCCGGGAAAUGAUCAGAGAUGAAGUAAACCAAGCUAUUGUCAUAAGUGGAGAAAGUGGAGCAGGGAAAACUGAAACUGCAAAAAUAGCAAUGCAGUAUCUAGCAACAGUUAGAGGGGGUAGUGGAAUAGAAUAUGAGAUAUUGAAAACUAAUCCAAUUUUGGAGGGUUUUGGUAAUGCAAAAACAUCAAGAAAUGACAACUCAAGUCGUUUUGGGAAACUAAUCGACAUCCACUUCAGUGAAAACGGAAAAAUAUCGGGUGCAAGUAUCCAAACAUUUCUUCUUGAAAAGUCAAGAGUUGUUCAAUGCGGGGAAGGCGAAAGGUCAUAUCAUUCAUUUUAUCAGCUUUGUGCAGGAGCUCCACCUUCUCUUAGAGAGAAAAUAAACUUGAAGAAUGCUCAUGAGUACAAAUAUUUGCAGCAAAGCAAUUGCUACACGAUUCCUGGUGUUAAUGAUGCUGAACAAUUUCGUAUUGCAAUGGAUGCUUUGGAUGUUGUUCAUGUCAGCAAAGAGAACCAAGAAAACGUUUGUGAAAUGCUUGCAGCAGUUUUAUGGCUGGGAAAUGUAACAUUUUCACUUGUUGAUGAUGAAAACCAUGUGGAACCUGUGGUUGAUGAAGCUCUUCAAACUGUUGCUAAAUUGCUUGGGUGUCGGAUUGAGCAGCUACAGCUUGCUUUAUCCUCUAGAGAAAUGAAAGUUCGUGGUGAAAACUUUAUUAAAAAGCUAACCCUAGCUCAGGCAAUUGAUGCAAGGGAUGCUUUGGCAAAAUCGAUAUAUUCUUCUUUGUUUGAUUGGUUAGUGGAACAAAUCAACAAGUCACUUUCUACAGGGAAACACAUGACAGGAAGAUCAAUCAGUAUUCUUGACAUCUAUGGAUUCGAGUCAUUUGAUGUAAAUAGUAUCGAACAGUUCUGCAUUAAUUAUGCAAAUGAGAGAUUACAGCAACACUUCAAUCGUCAUUUAUUCAAGUUACAACAAGAGGAAUACAUCCAAGAUGGAAUCAACUGGGCAAAGGUGGAUUUUGAGGACAACCAAGCUUGUCUGAAUCUUUUUGAACAGAAACCAUUGGGAUUGCUAAGUCUGUUAGAUGAAGAAACCACGUUCCCAAAAGCAACAGACUUGUCACUUGCCAACAAAUUAAAGCAGCACUUGAGUUCUAAUCCAUGUUUUAGAGGAGAACGAGGCAAAGCAUUCACAGUUCAUCAUUAUGCUGGAGAAGUUAAAUAUGACACAACCGGGUUUCUUGAAAAAAACCGUGAUUUAUUGCGAAUUGAUUCCAUUCAACUUCUAUCUUCUUGCACAAGUGAACUUCCUCAGAUAUUUGCUUCGAAUAUGCUUUCUCUUCAAUCUGAAAGUCCUUCGAUUGGUUCAGUAAAGAAAGCAGGUGGAGUUGAUUCCCAGAAGCUUAGUGUCAUGUCAAAGUUUAAAGGCCAAUUGUUCCAGUUAAUACAAUGUUUAGGGAACACAAGAUCUCAUUUCAUACGUUGCAUUAAGCCUAACAACUUACAUUCUCCUGGAAUCUAUGAUCAGCAACUUGUUCUCCAACAGCUAAAAUGCUGUGGUGUUCUAGAAGUUGUUAGAAUAUCAAGAUCUGGAUUCCCAACAAGAAUGACGCAUCAAAAAUUCGCAAGAAGGUAUGGCUUUCUUCUACUCGAUAAUGUUGCAUCACAAGAUCCACUAAGUGUAUCAGUUGCCAUUUUAAAUCAAUUCGGCAUUCUUCCUGAAAUGUUUCAAGUUGGCUACACAAAACUCUUCUUUCGAACUGGACAGAUUGGAAAGCUUGAGGAUACAAGAAAUCGUACUUUGAAUGGCAUAUUACGAGUUCAAAGCUGUUUCAGAGGUCACAAAGCUCGUCAUUUGCUCAGGGAGAUGAAACGAGGAAUUCACACUCUUCAGUCAUUUAUUCGUGGUAGAGAAGAUAGAAAAAGGUACGCUAUCUUACUACACAGACAACGAGCAGCUGUGACUAUACAAAAAUGGAUCAAAGGAGGAAUAGUCAGAAAAGAAUUCAAAGAAUUUAGUGAUGCAGCAGCUGUGGUACAAGGAGUGAUCCGCGGAUGGCUAGUUCGGAGAUGCACAGCAGACAUUUCGCUGGUUCAGUUUGGAUCUGGAAAGAACGACGAUGAUGUGGUGGUGAGCAGAAUGUAUCUUGCAGAGCUACAACGACGAGUUCUUAAAGCGGAGGUCGGUGUACGAGAGAAAGACGAAGAACGGGAAAUCCUAUUGCAACGGAUCCAACAAUACGAGAACCGUUGGUCGGAUUACGAGCAAAAAAUGACAUCCAUGGAGGAAUUAUGGCAGAAACAAAUGAACUCAUUACAAUCAAGCCUCUCCCUUGCAAAGCAGAGCCUCAGCAACGACGACGACACUGCUCCGCCACCCGUGAGAAACAACGAGAUCCAAAACGGCGGCGGAGCGAGCGAGAUGACGGCGGGGCUGAGUUUGAUAAGUCGGUUAGCAGAAGAGUUUGAGCAGAGAAGCCAAGUGUUUGGGGACGAUGCGAGGUUUUUGGUGGAGGUGAAGUCGGGUCAAGCUGAGGCCGAUUUGGACCCGGAACAAGAACUGAGAAGAUUGAAACAGGUGUUUGAAGGGUGGAAGAAGGAUUAUGCGGCGAGGUUGAGGGAGACGAAAGUGAUUUUGAACAGGUUGAGCAGUGAAGAAGCUAGUGGUGGCGAUAAGGUUAAAAAGAAUUGGUGGGGAAGACUCAACAGCUCACGGGUUAAUUAA
Lactuca sativa (garden lettuce) is the source of this 4312-nucleotide messenger RNA. RefSeq names its product myosin-1. The record is from RefSeq and is a predicted model, not a curated record. Gene Ontology annotation, biological process: actin filament organization. Gene Ontology annotation, cellular component: actin cytoskeleton; myosin complex; membrane. Gene Ontology annotation, molecular function: actin filament binding; microfilament motor activity; ATP binding. Lineage: Eukaryota; Viridiplantae; Streptophyta; Magnoliopsida; Asterales; Asteraceae.